CGAGGAUUUGUUUUGUCCCAAGCCCGUGGAGAACUGUAGCGGGGCAGGCCAUGCCUUCCAAGGGCCGCUGCUGGGAGACCCUGCAGGCGCUGCGCAGGUCUGACAAAGGUCGCCUUUGCUACCACCGCGAUUGGCUGCUGCGGGGCGAGGAUGUUUUAGAAGAAUGUAUGUCUCUUCCCAAGCUGUCUUCUUACUCUGGAUGGGUAGUAGAUCAUGUCCUACCCCAUAUGCAAGAGAACCCACCUCCCUCUGAGACUUCAACAUCCCCUAGAUCUUCUUCAGCCCUCGGCCAACCUUCAUUUGUUCCCACAUCUCCUGUCAGAGACCCUGCCUUCUCACCAGCCUCCUCAGCAACACCAAAUGGAACCAAGGACAAAUAUGAGUCUCAGCAUACAGAACCUGUGGUGCUUCAGUCCUCCCGGGGGCUCAAAGUGGAAGGCUGCAUCCGAAUGUAUGAGCUGCUGCACAGGGUGAAAGGAGCAGAGGGCUUGCGGCGGUGGCAGGAGGAGCAGGAGAGGAAGGUGCGGGCGCUCUCUGAGAUGGCAUCUGAGCAGCUGAAGCGGUUUGAUGAACGGAAGGAACUGAAGCAUCAUAAAGAAUUCCAGGACUUACGGGAAGUGAUGGAGAAGAGCUCCAGAGAAGCCCUGGGGCAGCAAGAGAAGCUGAAAGCUGAGCAUCAUCACAGGGCGAAGAUUCUCAACCUGAAGCUGCGGGAGGCAGAGCAGCAGCGCCUGAAGCAAGUGGAGCAGGAGCGGCUUCGGAAGGAAGAAGGCCAGACCCGCCUGCGGAACCUCUACGCCCUGCAGGAGGAGGUGCUGCGCCUCAGCCAGCGGCUGGACUCCUCCGACCAGCACAGAGGCCUGCCAGAGGCCGGCCUGUCUGCCUUCCGGACCCGGGGCAACCAGCUGUGCGGCCUCGUCUCCGGGAUCAUCCGGGCCUCUUCUGAGAACGGCUUUCCCACAGCAGAGGAGCAAGCUGUGGCUGAAAGAGCGCUGCAGGAAAUGCGGGACCUCCUUGUGAACUUGCAGCAGGAAAUCGCCAGGGCCUGUGAGGACAAGAGGAGGCAGGACGAAGAGGAGGCCCAGGUAAAGCGGCAAGAGUCACAGGUGCAGCAGGGGCCAGAGGUCCGCAAAGCGCCCCCAGCUUCCAGGCAGGGCCCAGGAGGGAAACUGAACGAAGACCUCCAGGUGAAGGCGCAAGACAGUACAAUGCAGUGGUACCAGCAGCUGCAGGAGGCCUCCGGUCAGUGUGUGUUGGCCUUCGAGGGACUGAGCAACAGCAAAGACAGUCAGGCCAAAAAGAUCAAGAUGGACCUCCAGAAGGCCGCCACCAUUCCAGUGAGCCAAAUCUCCACCAUCGCAGGCUCAAAGCUGAAGGAGGUCUUUGACAAGAUCCACAGCUUACUCUCUGGAAAACCCGUUCAGUCUGGCGGGCGCUCCGUGUCCGUCACACUUAACCCACAGGGCCUGGACUUUGUCCGGUACAAACUGGCAGAGAAAUUUGUGAAACAAGGGGAGGAGGAGGUGGCCUCCCAUCACGAAGCGGCGUUCCCCAUCGCGGUCGUGGCCUCCGGGAUCUGGGAGCUGCACCCCAGAGUGGGGGACCUCAUCCUUGCUCAUCUGCACAAGAAGUGUCCUUACUCUGUUCCUUUCUAUCCAGCUUUCAAAGAGGGAAUGGCUUUGGGAGAUUAUCAGAGGAUGCUUGGCUACCAAGUGACGGACUCCAGCGUAGAACAGCAGGACAACUUCCUAAAACGCAUGUCUGGGAUGAUCCGCCUCUACGCUGCCAUCAUCCAGCUCCGGUGGCCGCAUGGAAACCGACAAGAGAUCCACCCUCAUGGCUUAAAUCAUGGCUGGCGCUGGUUGGCACAGAUCUUAAACAUGGAGCCCCUGUCAGAUGUGACAGCCACCCUCCUCUUUGAUUUCUUGGAGGUGUGUGGGAAUGCCCUCAUGAAGCAGUACCAGGUCCAGUUCUGGAAGAUGAUACUUCUCAUCAAAGAGGACUACUUCCCCAGGAUUGAAGCCGUCACCAACUCAGGACAGAUGGGUUCCCUCAUACGCCUCAAGCAGUUCUUGGAGAAAUGUUUGCAGCGCAAGGAGAUUCCUGUCCCCAAGGGCUUUCUGACUUCCUCCUUCUGGCGUUCCUGAUGUUACUCCAUCGCCCGCCGUCACCAUUUUGUUGCAAAGGGACGAUAAUAAAGCAACUGAAGACAGCUGUAUUUGGGAGAAGUCAUGUCAAUAUGUGUUUUGUGUAUUUGUACCUUGUGACUAGAAGAGCAGAUUUUCAUGGGUCCCACAUCUAAGAGGUCCUCUAGUAGAUGUGAUGACUCCUAAAAGGGGUCCACAUGACAGAGUAAGCAGAAUUGGCCUUUCUCAUUUUUGCAAAAAAUUUGAAAAAAAAUUAUGAGAAGAGUUUAGCACUUGA
Molecule: messenger RNA, 2424 nt
Organism: Kogia breviceps (pygmy sperm whale)
Lineage: Eukaryota; Metazoa; Chordata; Mammalia; Artiodactyla; Physeteridae
Gene: GLE1
Product: GLE1 RNA export mediator
Biological process (GO): poly(A)+ mRNA export from nucleus
Cellular component (GO): nuclear pore cytoplasmic filaments; cytoplasm; nuclear pore
Molecular function (GO): phospholipid binding; translation initiation factor binding; inositol hexakisphosphate binding
Source: RefSeq, a predicted model, not a curated record